Messenger RNA from Polychytrium aggregatum, 1124 nucleotides. RefSeq names its product isoprenoid synthase domain-containing protein. The transcript is spliced from 5 exons. The coding region runs from base 104 to 1024 and encodes 306 amino acids. Lineage: Eukaryota; Fungi; Chytridiomycota; Chytridiomycetes; Polychytriales. Gene Ontology annotation, cellular component: mitochondrion. The record is from RefSeq and is a predicted model, not a curated record. Gene Ontology annotation, biological process: mitochondrial respiratory chain complex I assembly; biosynthetic process.
GUCGCUGUCUGCGUCUGGAUCUGGAUCUUGCCGGGUCUUGCUUGGAACCCGCCCCUCUCGAGAUCCCCAAGCCCAUCGCCGCCCUACCAGCGUCAGUCAAAUCAUGACUAUUCCCCGGGUCAUCCUGCGCGGGGCCGUGUCGGCCAGCGGCCGGACCUUUGCUACACAAUCGACCAGUGCAGACGCCAACACUGCCCGCUACUGCUCUGAUUUGGUCCGAAGAUACGACUACGAUCAUUAUCUGGCCUCGAUAUUUGUUCCUGCGCAAGCCCGCGAGGCAUACUGGGCGAUCCGAUCGCUCAACAUCGAGCUAUCUCUGGUUCACGAGAAUGUCAAGGAGAUUGCUAUCCGCAAGAUGAGGCUGCAGUGGUGGAGAGACGCUCUGGAUCUGGUCUACAAGGGCCAACCUCCAAACCAACCCGUCGCUCAAGCCCUCGCCAAGGCCGUCGCAGAGGGUGCACUCUCCCGAAUAUGGCUAAAGAGGCUAAUCGACGAGCGGGAGAAGCGGCUGACGGAUGUGCAGUUCGGGACACUCCAUGACCUUGAACAGUAUGCAGAAAACACAGCCGGAUCGCUGAUCAACCUGCAAAUCGAGUCGUUGGGUCUUCGGGAUCUCCACGCCGACCAUGCAGCUUCGCACAUCGGCAAAGCCAUUGGAAUUGUCACGAUGCUUCGAGGAACCCCGUUCCACAUUCAAUCGCGACAAUUCUACUUGCCCUCAGAAGUCACAGCAAAGCACGGCAUUGUAACAGAAGAGCUGUUUCGACAUGGCCCCUCUGACCGGCUCGCUGACGCUGUCUUUGAAAUUGCUACGCUGGCCAACGACCACAUGAUAACGGCGCGCUCCUUUGCAAAGGAAAUCCCGCAUGCGGCCUAUCCCGCGCUGCUGGGGACAGUGACAUGCGAUGUGUACUUGAAGAAGCUCGAGCGGGUCAACUUUAAUCUGUUUGACAAGAGCCUGUUCAAGAAGGACCUGGUGCUUCCCUUCAAGCUCUGGAGAAGCAGUCGCACUGGUGUUUUUUGAUUGGCAAAGUUGUCAGUCGGACCUCUACACUUUAUUCAGAAAAAAAACGGGACAAUAUAGCCGUUUCCAUGAACAUGUAGUAUGUGCUGUGCUUGCGUCA